Rhizoctonia solani is the source of this 999-nucleotide messenger RNA. Its product is annotated as U3 small nucleolar RNA-associated protein 11. The record is from RefSeq and is a predicted model, not a curated record. Gene Ontology annotation, cellular component: nucleolus; small-subunit processome. The transcript is spliced from 4 exons. Bases 1 to 999 code for a protein of 332 amino acids. Lineage: Eukaryota; Fungi; Basidiomycota; Agaricomycetes; Cantharellales; Ceratobasidiaceae. Gene Ontology annotation, biological process: rRNA processing.
AUGCCACUCCGAAAUUCUCUCCACCGCCGCACGCACAAAGAGCGCUCACAACUCGCACAUCGCUCCAAACUUGGGAUAUUAGAAAAACAUAAAGACUAUGUGCUCCGCGCUCGAGAUUACCGGUCCAAACGUGAUCGACUGCGUACUUUGAAACUCAAAGCCGAGACGAAAAACAAAGAUGAAUUCUACUUUGGAAUGAAUGGAAAGAAGACCGAGAAAGGGGUGGAAUAUCGUGAUCGUGGAGGGGAAGGUGCAUUGCCUGAAGAUAUGGUCAAAGUUUUGAAGUCCCAGGAUGAAGGAUAUUUGCGAACGGUUAGAAAGAAAGGGCUGAAGCGCAUCGAGUCUAUCAAGACUCAAUUGACAGCAAUGGUCGAUCUUGUCCCAACUCCCGAGGAUCUCGACGAUUUGGAUGACGAUGUUGUGGAUACAUUACGCUCCGCAGGAGUCCUCGCUCCAACGAAGCCAAUCUCACGUAAAUGGAAAGGCAAGGCAAUCCAAUCGACGCCUCGACAUGUAGUGUUCGUCGAUAAUCAAGAACAGGCGAUGAAUUACACUGGCCCUUCAGGCAGCGAGUCCCCAGCUAAGAGCCGGGACCAAUGGUUAUCGGACGAUGAGGAUGAUAAUACCGAAGAUUGGACGGAAGAUAUGCACGAAGAUGAUGAUGAUGAAGAUAAAUACGCACCCCAACGAGCCCAAAAACAGGAGUUAAAACGACAAGCGGCUGCAAAGAAACACCGUCUUUCUCUGCUACAAGAGCUGUCCGCUCGACUCAAACGUGAUACCGUCCUAAGACAUACUCUUCGUGAGCUCGAAUUACAAAAACGCCUCAUGGCUCCUGGUGCUCGCAUAAAAAUACGGGGGCCGGAGCGUGUGGAACAGGACGAUGAGGGUGAGAACGAAGGGAGUAAGAAGAAGCGUGGGGAAGUGAAGUUUGCCAAGCAGGGUGAUAUCGAUUACACACCUCGGGUGUAUAAAUGGCGGUCGGAGCGCAAGCGAUAA